GCGACUCCCUUCUGCCGGGAUUACCACAUCAAGAAGCAGUGUUCGGGCAACUGUGGUCGCUCCCACAAUUGCCCCGUCACCAAGGUGCCCUUGGCCCUGAGCAAGGAGCAAGCGGCUGGAGCUGGCCGGGCUACGGGCAGAGCUGGCCAGGCUGCCACAAGGCUUGCGCAACGCAGGGGACGCCAAGUACAGGUGCCGUUGGCCCUGAAGUGCAAGGGAAAAGGGGCAGGUGUCCCGAAUCGCCUUGUGGACAAACUCAAGUGGUCUCCUGGCUGCUCGGCUGCAAAGGGUCCUGGCGGCGCAAUUGUAUUGCCUUUCGCGGGCAAGGAUGAUGGCAAGGACCUCCUUGACGAUGCUCUUUAUGGAGCCCUUUGCACCGCCGCACUGCAGGGGGCUCUUUCCUUUGUCGGAGCCUGCCCGGACUUCCGCACUUGGGGUAAGGUGCUGUCUCUCCCGCCAGGAAGCGCUGCUCCUCAGCCUGGGCUACCCCGGCCCUUCAGGGCGGUCACAAACUUGCUCCUGGAAUCCUGGGAUGGCAAAUUCUGUACACACCCAGACCACCCGAAGUUGACCCAUUCGGGGACCCUGGGCAUUAGGGGGCGGCGCCCGUUUGGGGGCAGCGUCAAGAUGCUGGGUUUCCUGGUGCAGGUCGUCUUCCUCCCCAUCUCAGAACUGGAGCUCACGCCUCUGGCCCUGCCCCUUGUCCCUGAAUUUCUUGCUUCGACGGCCUCCGGUGCGAAACAGCAUCCCUUCCCGGAUUCUGUGAUGAAGGAGAUUCGUGAUUUCAUUCUGCCAGAACACUCCCAGCCUGAGGCUGGGCAGCCAUUUUUCCUUGAUGUGAUCCAUGCGCUUCUCAAGGAUGUUCGAGAUGUGGAUUCCGAAUAUCCGAUUACCCUCAAGGAAGGUGUGCCCCUCGGAGUGGACACUCCCACUCUCAAGUCACCGGGGGUCUGGCCCCUUAAGUUUGAGCUCAUUGGGGAAGAGUGGGACCCAAUUGAAGCGCCUCCCCCUUCGGGGCACAAGAAUUACCCUUCUGCUGAUGUGUUUCAAGCUGAAAUCAGGUCGACGUUUGUGGAGGAGACUCCCCUAGGUAUGGUCAUAGGACCUUGCACCCGGGCCGAGGCGGAAGAGCUUUGCCCUUGCCCGAUGGCUGGCAUUGAUGAGUCGGACAAGAUCGGUUCCAUCUUUGAUGGCUCAAAGAGAG
Symbiodinium necroappetens is the source of this 1204-nucleotide messenger RNA. The record is from the annotation of a GenBank genome assembly. Lineage: Eukaryota; Dinophyceae; Suessiales; Symbiodiniaceae.